AUCCGUAACUAUAAAUACUGCAUGAAGUUUCGAACCGGGCAAGGGCUCUCUAGUCUUACCAUCGACUCUGGACUCAAAUUUCGGCGCUUCGGCACCUCGACGUUCCGGUUGCCAUGGAAAAGCCCCCAUCUCGGCUACAGUUUCAUGUCACCGAUUGCAGAGGCACCCACAUUAUCGGCAAGAUUAAGGAUUUUCUCUUCUCUCAGGCUUCCGCAAUUAAUCCUUCCAUCAUCGAACGUCGAAUUCAAAAGCUUUUCCCCUCCUUCGAAACCCCAACUCACCCGCCGUACGCCUUGAUGAUACAGAAGGCAGUGAAGGAGUUGAAUGAAAGAAAUGGAUCGACUGAGGAGGCUAUCUCGGAGUUUAUCAAAAAUGAGUUUCAAGAUUUGCCCUGGGCUCAUACGAGGAUUCUUGGUCUUCAUUUGGGAAAGCUUUGCCAGGCUAAGGAGCUUUUGCGCGCAGAGAGUGGUAGAUAUAUGCUUAUGACUGAUGACUAUAAGUUUGAUGGGACGAAGGAGAAGGGAUGGAGGGGUAGCAAAAGGAGAAAGAAAAGCAAAAGGGGAAGAAACCACGGAGGUGGAGAGACACUGGAAAGAAGUGAAGGUGCAAAGAGAUGUAACGAGUUGCAAGAGCGCGAAAAUGAGGGACAAAAUCAUCUUUCUGAGUUACAUGGUACAAGGACUAGUGAGCUAAUUGAGGAACAGGGAAAGUCUGAAAUAAGGCAACUUGGGGUGCCUGAAGAGGGCCAUGGGCCGGUGGUUCAGGGACAAGGUAAAGCAGAAACGCGACAAAAUGAAAAUGCCGACGAACGAAUUCAGGAGGCAAUCAUGGAGUUGAACAAUAAAAUCGGCUCAAGUGAAAUAAUGAAUAUGGAGCCUCAUAUGGUGGAAAAACAGAAUUCUAUGGUCAUCAAGGAACACGUUCAAUUUGAGAAACCGCCAGAUAAUUUGUUGGCCGUGACAGACAAUCAAACACUCAUACAACAAAUUGAGGGCACAACUGAGAUAUCAAGAUUCUGUUCAUAUGAAAUCAGUAAUAAUGAAAACUUGAGUACUUCACUUGGUAGUCCUACUGUUGCAGAAAAUCAAUGUGAGAAACAGCCGGGUAAUUUGUUGGCCAUGGCAGAAAAUCAAACUCUUGCACAGCCAAUUGAGGCCACAACUGAGAUAUCAAGGUUCUGUUCAGAUGAAAUCAGUAAUAAUAAAAACUUGAGUGCUUCACUUGAUAGUCCUACUGAUGCAGAAAAUCAACGUGAGAAACAGCCGUAUAAUUUGUUGGCCGUGGUAGAAAAUCAGACACUUACAAAACAAAUUGAGGCCACAACUGAUAUAUCAAGAUUCUAUUCAGAUGAAAUCAGUGAUGAUGAAUACUUGAGUGCUUUACUUGGUAGUCCCACUGUGUCAGUUAUUCCAAAGGAGAAAUUGCAAAUUUCACGGCAAGAACAGGAUCAGAAUGAGACGCCCUCCAUCCAGCAGAAAUUCUCUGGUGCCUGUGAAUUGCUUGUGGAUCAGGAGGGGCCUGUACUUUAUUGGGAAACUAUUUGUUCAUCCCAGCCCACAGCACCAGACCUUCCAGUUGAUCUGACUUCCGACUCCCAGAAUUGUCUGUCAGUUCCUAUUUCUACCGAGUUCUUUGAGCACACACCACCAGAAGGGAUAGAAUUAACCCAUACACAAUUGCUGGUUCAAGCCUCAAUGUGUGGAAUUCCGGAGACUGAUUUGUGCCCAACAACCAAAACGUUAGCUUCUAUGAUUGUUCAUGAGCACAAACAACCACAGGAUGAUAUACUAGGAAGUCCUGAAGGGAGGGUGGAUGAGAAUACAACUUUUGGGGACCUGGAGAAGCACAUGCUAAGGCCUCAAUGCAGUGAGAGACAGCCUAAUCAGGAGACUAUUGCAGGCUAUCCAGAGGUGUCAUUGUUGCCCUCAGACAGUUGCAUUGUUGACAAGCAAAUGCCUAGGUAUUACGAUAUUAAAAGGAAGCCGCAGUUACAGCCUCAAGGUCAAGGUAGAGGGCGCGGUCGUGGAAUGUCUCCCAACCUAGACAGAAAUCUUUAUCAACACAAGGAGCAGUUACAACUCCAGGACCAAGCUCUCGCUUCAGUGAGCUUUCCUAGUUUAGAACCAAAUGAACCAAUUUACUCAUUACUUUCUCCAAACCUUCCUGCUUCUUUUAACCAGCAGCAGUUAGUUGAUCCAAUUUCUGAAGAGAGCCCAGGUUGCCUAAAGAGAGAAAUAUCACAACUACAGUUGGAACUGCAAAUGUCAUGGCAUAGACUUGUAUACGGAGAUUUGGGCGCAAUGGGUACAGCACCCAAAAUGGAAUAUUCAUUGUCUUCUCUGAGUGAUUCAGAAGAUAAUCCGCUGCAGCAUGGGAAUAAAAGAGGUCGUAAGCGAAGGUUGAAUUUAGAUGGACAAACAGAAUUUGGACAUCUUGAGCAGCAGUUGCCAAAGCGAAGACGUAGAGGGAGGCCUCCUAAUCCAGUGCCUACCAAAGACUAAUCAUGGGUGCCAGUGGUGUCCUCAAACACUCGCAUUCAUUGUGACAAAAACCCAAAUUCCUACAACAUUGUGAAGCACAGGCAGCUGCAAUCCCCAGGGAAUAGGGAUAAGGCGAGGCCUGCUAAACAAGGUUGUAUUCAACGCCGUUAUGAGUUCUGGCCAUAAGGCCAAGCUCAAGUUCAGGUGCAUUCUCCUUAUUUGCCAGAUUAUGAUAAUGGAAGUUGGGGGCAGACACACUGGAUGCGUCCUAAACUAAAGUCAGAUGCGGAUGGAAGCUGUCAGCAGCAUAUGCUAUUGCCACGUAGUAGCAGUCAAGUUCGGGGUAAGCGCGAGCUGCUGCGGCUGAAUAUGUCUAAUGCACACCAAAGCAAUCAGCAGCUAUCUAUAGAAACAUGUCAGAGUCAAGGUAAACGCUUGUUGAGGUCCAGUUUGACUAAAUCAAGCUGAUGUGCAAGCUAACCCUCUAACCGUGUAAGAGGAAAGAACAAUCAUGUUAUUUGUAACGCUUUCUUACCGUGGAAUCUCAAAGUUUGAGAUGCGCCUUAUUAAUUAUUAUAUUAGUUCAUGUAUAACGUUCAUGAUUUGAUAAGGAUUCUUGUAUUCUACUCCUCUUGCUGAUCUUCCUUUUGUGAA
This is a messenger RNA of Prosopis cineraria, 3134 nucleotides long. RefSeq lists its product as uncharacterized. Gene Ontology annotation, biological process: nucleosome assembly; negative regulation of DNA recombination; chromosome condensation. The record is from RefSeq and is a predicted model, not a curated record. Bases 114 to 2501 code for a protein of 795 amino acids. The transcript is spliced from 3 exons. Gene Ontology annotation, cellular component: nucleolus; nucleus; nucleosome. Gene Ontology annotation, molecular function: nucleosomal DNA binding; double-stranded DNA binding. NCBI's taxonomy places the organism in Eukaryota, Viridiplantae, Streptophyta, Magnoliopsida, Fabales, Fabaceae.